UCUGAUGAAGCAGACUUUUGGCAACUUGAAGUGUGAUCCACUUUUAUGAUAAACUAAAAAUGACAGCAAUAAAGCGUGCUGAGCUCAUCUUCAUCUGUUUCAUGCUGCUACGUGGUUUUGUUGCAGCAUUAAACUGCACCAGUCCAACUCCUAAAUCUUUAAUGAAGGCACUUGAGAAGGAUUUAUUCCCGGAAAAACUGGUGCGUCCUGUGAGCAGCUUUUCAGAACCAAUGGAUGUAAACGUCACUAUCACUGUGGUGGGAAUUUUAGGAGUGGAUGAAAAAGCCCAAAUCCUGACAACAGUAUUGUGGCAAUCUCUGAAGUGGCGUAUAGACGGACUAAGCUGGGAUGAGAAGGAAUGUGGAACUACAAGAAUCUCUGUCCCUCGAGAAAAUCUUUGGGUCCCAGACAUCCACAUCAACCAAUACGUGGACGAGGACAAAUCCCCCAAAACUCCCUAUGUCUACUUAUACAACACAGGUCUUGUAUUUGAUGAUAAGCCGAUCAGAGUGGUCAGCUCCUGCCGAUUAGAUAUCUACACUUUCCCUUUUGAUAUCCAAAACUGCACUCUAACCUUUGGAUCAUAUCUACACUUUGCUACUGACAUAAGGAUGUAUCCAGACACCACAGCUGAAGAAAUUCUGCUGGAGUCCAGAAAUGUGUUGGAGACCAAAGGGGAGUGGGUGCUUACAGAUCUCAAUAUAAAGUCUGACACCCUGGCUUUAGCUGUGGGAAGUUACUCUGAGAUUGAGUACCGUAUCAUUUUAAGCCGUAGGCCAGUCCUCUAUGUGGUGAACCUCUUGCUCCCCAGCUGUUUCCUUGUCACAGUGGACCUCUUCAGCUUCCUGCUGCCUCCCCAUAGUGUGGACCGAUCUGCCUUCAAGAUGACCCUCAUUCUGGGCUACACAGUUUUCCUGCUCAUUAUGAAUGACCUGCUGCCUGUCACUGGGGACACAACACCUCUCAUCAACGUUUUCUUCUCCAUCAGUCUGGCGCUGAUGGUGGCCAGUCUGGUGCAGACCGUGAUUAUCACUAAUCUCCAGUACAACUCAGACCAGUACAGUACAGUGCCUCCCUGGUUCAGUACCCUCGUGUUGCGAUAUAUAGCUGUUAUAGUUGGUCUCCCUCGAAAGAAAAAGAGCAUCUCAAUCCUCAACCCAUAUACUAAAGCAACAAAUUCGACCAUCUCCACUAUCUCAUCGAGUCAUCUUCACAGUGUCUCCGUUAAUACUCAAUGGGGACCAGCUCUGGAUGAACUGAGGAAGCUGAGCAGAGAUCUCAUGGCCAUCCGCCACCAGAUUGCCAGUCACCUCCAUGGGACCAAAACCACACAGGAAUGGCAAAUGAUUGGGACAGUCUUGGACCGUCUGCUGUUCGGCUUGUACAUUAUCUUCAUCUUGGUCAGUGUCAUCACCAUCCUGAAUGUAGGAAUCUGGAAGAACUCUCAUAGUGUAUGAUUUGUUAUUGCAUAUUUAAACUAUGGAUAAACAAUAAUUCCCAAAAACAGGCAUUUCAAAAGGCCAGUCAACAUCCAGACCUAACUGAGGUUUGGGCUUUAAGUCUGAGAUUUGAUGUCUGAUUAGGUCACAGUGCAGGUAAUUGUUCAUGGACGUAUUCACCAUGAAAGUAUUGAGUGUGAACACAUUUUUGCAAUGUUACAGUUUCAGAUUGUGUGUGAUUGUGAGAACUUAUUCGUCUUAAAAUAUAACAGCUAACAAAGCACUAAAUUGAAACUAAAUACACAGCACUGUAAAAUACAGGUUGCCUCUAAUUAUAAUCUGCAUACCGUGAACCCCAGAAUCAUUCAGAUCAUUGUGUACAUGGCAUUACAUGGUUUUCAUUUCAGUGUCAACACAUGUAGUAAUAAGUUGCUGUACUUUGAUUGAUUGAUCUAAAGUUUACUAGAAAGAUAGUCCAGCCCUCACAGUUUUGGUGUAGUGUGCUGACGUGCUUCAAAGCAAAUUGAGGUUCAAAUUCUACUGAAAUAUCAACUAUGCACUAUAUCCACUAGAUAGUGCUAUUGGUGGUUGGAGUUUUUGUGUAAACCAUGUGAAUUAGGCAUGCAGGGUAACUGUGUAACUAUGCAGAGUUCCUACAUGAUUCCUUAAUGUAUAUAGCCUGUACAACACGUUAUAUUAUUAAUAGUGUUGGAAAGUAACAAAGUACAUUUACUCAAGUACAGUUUUGACUAUUUACAUUUUCUGUU
Messenger RNA from Larimichthys crocea (large yellow croaker), 2206 nucleotides. RefSeq names its product 5-hydroxytryptamine receptor 3C-like. Gene Ontology annotation, cellular component: membrane. Gene Ontology annotation, molecular function: extracellular ligand-gated monoatomic ion channel activity; transmembrane signaling receptor activity. Lineage: Eukaryota; Metazoa; Chordata; Actinopteri; Sciaenidae. The transcript has 9 exons. The coding region runs from base 60 to 1457 and encodes 465 amino acids. The record is from RefSeq and is a predicted model, not a curated record. Gene Ontology annotation, biological process: monoatomic ion transmembrane transport.